Messenger RNA from Clarias gariepinus (North African catfish), 1307 nucleotides. RefSeq names its product transmembrane protein 230b (gene tmem230b). Gene Ontology annotation, biological process: synaptic vesicle transport. The transcript has 4 exons. The record is from RefSeq and is a predicted model, not a curated record. Lineage: Eukaryota; Metazoa; Chordata; Actinopteri; Siluriformes; Clariidae. Gene Ontology annotation, cellular component: synaptic vesicle; endomembrane system. The coding region runs from base 140 to 502 and encodes 120 amino acids.
CGCAUGCGCGAGUCCAAUGCGGAAGUGUACCUGCACGUUUGUUUGUUACUGCAUGUUAUUUUUGUUUGUAAUUUUCUGUUCGACGGAAUAUUCCGUUCACAUGAGACCCCACUAAAGGAGGGUGAUAAGAAGAUAUAAAAUGCCAGUUCGGAGCACUGUGACGGGUGGACUGACCAACAGUAACGUGAGAUACUCCAAACUAGCCAGUGAUGAUGAUGGCUACAUUGACCUUCAGUUCAAGAAAAGCCCACCCAAGGUUCCAUAUAAGGCAAUCGCCCUAGCGGCUGUUCUUUUUCUCUCUGGCUCAGUUUUAAUCACCAUUGGCUCAUUGCUCUUGGCGGGAUACUUUGAAGUUCAAGAUCAUCGUGAGCGCACUAUACCAGUCCUCAUCAUUGGAAUUCUCGUCUUCGUCCCAGGAUUCUACCACUUGCGGAUUGCUUACUAUGCCUAUAAAGGUUACCGUGGAUACUCUUAUGAUGACAUUCCAGACUUUGAUGAUUGAGUAACUCAGGACAAUUUACCGGUGUUCACAACUAGUCCCUGGUCUCCUCCUGUAUCUCCAGACAUUGGUUCUGUCUAGAGAGGCUGGCGCUUAUGCUACAUGAAAUUUUUCAUAUCACAUUAGAAAAAGUCUGAUAGCAUGAGGCUUAUGAAUCCAACAUUCUGUAUGGAUUUAGAUUCCAUAUUUUAGAAAUGGAAAAAUUUAGCAUUUGUGAUGCUAUGCUGACAUGUAGUUGGCUUUAGUGAUGAUUGAAAAUAAGGCAGGUGGAAGUAAGCUAUUUGAAAUGUAUAGAUAUUUGUUUGGUCAACUUUUUAUUAUUGUGUUUGACGUGCUACUACUAGGGAUGGGAAUAACUAGGGAACACCCUGUAUGGUAUAGCCAAAGCAGUUUGUAUUGUGAUCCUGUUAAUAUCGUGAUUUUAUAACUAUGCAUAUUCUGUAUUAUUUAUCAGAUUUUGUUAAAACUCUAAGGAAACUUAAUAAAUAAACUUAAAUUAUUUGCUCCAACCAUACAGGAUGCUGUGCUGGUUGCCAAUAUAUGAAUCGUUCAGAGCAUGUGGUUAUAGAGAACUGCAACAUAUUACUACCUUAAAUGCAAACAUAUAUAAAUGUAAAAUAUCUUUAUAAAAAGGAGUGUGGCGAUACAUGAAUCAUGAAAAAAAAUCAUGAUAUGCAACUAAAACUAACUUUUCCCUAUCUUCUGAGGUUUUUGUGGUGAAUAGAAUCUGGUCAUAAUCCCUGGGUCAAAAUAAAGCUCUGUUAGAUGAGUUUGAUUUAAAAUCAAUUGAAUAGCAAUUUAUAAUGAC